This is a messenger RNA of Plasmodium cynomolgi strain B, 1331 nucleotides long. RefSeq names its product VIR-like CYIR protein. The record is from RefSeq and is a predicted model, not a curated record. NCBI's taxonomy places the organism in Eukaryota, Apicomplexa, Aconoidasida, Haemosporida, Plasmodiidae. The transcript has 3 exons. Bases 768 to 1331 code for a protein of 187 amino acids.
AUGAACAAAUAUUUAAGCAUUGCUAAANAGCAAUAUUUUGACAUUAAAAAAUUAAAAAUUAUAAAACGCUAUAUGCAUAACAUUUUUAAGAUACGAAUUUUACAAAAAGAUUUUUUUGUAAGAAAAUUUUUACAACAUGCUAUGAGUCAUAUAUUUAUAUAAUGUAGUGUUAGCUAAAUGAGUGCUACUGGAAUUUGAGAAAACAACGCAUUAUAAAGUAAUUUAAAAGGUAUUUUUCUUUUAAAAAGGAAAAGUAUUGUUAUCAUUACAUAGUGUCAGAAAUGUAGUAAGUGUAAUUAUGAAAAAUUGGAUUUUUAUGUAGAGAAUAUUUAUAAGAUAGUGGUAUUAGCUAGCAAAUAUUUCCAUGCAAAUUAUAGUAGCUUAAACUUGUGACGGUUUAAAAAAACUCGUUCUAUUUCGUUUUAGCAAUGCGUUGCUGCUAUGUAGCUUUUUAAUAAAUCAAAAUUUGCAAAAAGACCAUUUGUCACGUGGUAUUUCAGAUUGAUAUAUUCUCCAUUUUCCGUGAACAUUCACGCAUAAUUAAAAAGGUCCGUUCUGUAUAAUUGUAGUAUGAUGCUAAUACAGCUUGAUUGAAAGUAAAAAUAAGAAAACUGUUUAUUUGCUAGAAAAAGCGUGUAUUAUUUUUAAAAAUGACGUAGGUAACGCAAAAAUAUAGCAGUAGAUAUAGCGUUUUAAUUUUUCACAAGUACAUAUAUGCGUAAUUAUAAGCAUCAUCGUUUUGCUGAGCUUCUUUAUUGCAUAGCAGGAUGGAACCUUCAACAAAGAACAGUUGGGAUGAAGCAUUGCUACAUUUACCUGCAUAUCAAAAAUAUGAGCAGUUUGACAGUGUGGAGAUUUCCAAAGAAACCAUCAGUGAAUGCAAUGCCCUAAAAAGCAAUGAUGCAGGCGAUAAAACACUUUGUAAAAAGGUAGCACAAAAUCUAAAAAAGUUAUCUACCUUACCGGAUGAUGAGCUUAAAAGUGGUUGUUAUUACUUCCAACAUUGGUUCUUUGACAAUAUAGCGAAAAAAUAUUAUAAUGGAAAUAAACAGGGUAAUAAUUAUAAUGUUGCUAAGGAACUUUUUGAUAUAGUAUUAAUAUUUACUUCAAAAUUACCUAAAAUAAAACCAUGCUAUUGUCAUGAAUCUGGUUCUCCUGAUGUUUGGAAAGAAGAGAAAGAUUUGCAUGAUUAUUUUGAAAAUCACAAAGAUAUUAAAUGCAACGAUUCUGAUAAGUCUAAGUGCGAAAAAUAUGUGAACUAUGGUAAUUGCACAUUAUACUUUAUGACAUAUGAAUAUUGUGUUAUUAUCUGUAAUAUGUUUUUAUUUUAA